AUGAAAGAAAAUAAUCUGAUACAGUAUUUACUAGCUGAUGUGGGUUGGGCGGCAUUUGUAAUACUCGAGGGUUUUGUAAUGACACUUUAUAGAUCUGGUGUUGAUAGAGCUAAUGUUUUAUGUGCUCUGAAGGAAGAGCUGAACUAUGCGACACAUCUUGGUAUGCCGGCUGUCAUGUUGUACUUGAAGAGCCGGAAGAUAACAAAUCUGGCAAGAUGUCUCAAUGAACAUUUACUCAGCGGUUACUUCCAGCAGCAAUUUUGGGUGCAUGUACCACUGAAAGCCCCAGUAGACUGUGUGGAGGAUUUGUUUGACGAGGAACCAAUGACUGAAGAACGGGCUACAGAGGACUCGUGGGAAUGGUGGAAUACAUUCCGGACAAUGUGUGACACAAACAAACGUAUAAGUGUAGCUCUAGAAAUAACUGAGGAUUUACCAGAGGAAGAGGUCUUACAGAGAUGGUUGUCUGAGCCAGUUAAAGCUGUGGUUUUAUCCACAAGUCUCUUUCUCACCAACAAGAAGGGCUACCCAGUCCUUUCUAAAGCACAUCAAGGAUUUUUACGCAGCUUAUUUAAGUUGGAUGUACAGUUGAUAUUGACUGGUGCCAAUAAACAUGCUGACAAGGGUAUACACUCCUACCAACAGUAUCUGGAUCAUCUGUGGCAGGCUGUCUUCAGUUCUCCUAGAAACGAUAUAUUAGCUGAUGAAAUAGACUGUCUUUGGCAGGGAAGAGAGACUUUGCCAACCCCAGACACAGUGACCCAGUUUGCCAAGGGUUAUGAAGAUUAUUUGCAGUGUCCCCUACAGCCCCUAAUGGACAACCUCGAAUCACAGACAUACGAAAUCUUUGAAAAGGAUCCAAUAAAAUACUCCCAGUAUCAAAAGGCUGUUUAUUGUGCAUUGUUGGACAAGAUAAAACCUGAGAACAAAGAUACAGAAUCUGUGGUGUUGAUGGUGGUGGGUGCAGGUAGAGGACCUCUGGUUCGAGCUUCAUUGGCAGCAGCUAGUCAGGCAGACCGCAAUAUUAGAAAAGUAUACGCUGUGGAGAAAAAUCCUAAUGCUGUUGUUACUUUAGAGAAUCUGCGUGACGAGAUGUGGGGAGAUAAAGUAGAGGUGAUAUCAUGUGACAUGAGACAAUGGAACGCUCCGGAGAAGGCAGAUAUACUUGUCAGUGAACUCCUCGGUUCCUUCGGUGAUAAUGAACUCUCCCCAGAAUGUUUAGAUGGUGCUCAGAGAUUUCUAAAAGAUGACGGUAUAAGUAUUCCAUGUGAAUAUACUUCCUACCUAGCACCUUUACAAUCAUCUAAACUGUAUAACGAGGUCAGAUCUUCUAAAGAUAAGGAUAAACCACCAGAGACAAAUUUUGAGAUGCCAUAUGUUGUGAGACUACACAAUUGUCAGAUACUGGCAGAACCUAAACCUGUAUUCCACUUCAAACAUCCCAACAGAGAUGAAGUUAUAGACAAUACACGAUACAAGACCAUGGAGUUUGAUGUUGAUAAGACAAGUAUUCUACAUGGAUUUGCUGGAUAUUUUGAUACCAAACUCUAUGGAAAUGUUUACCUUAGUAUAGUACCAGAAACUCAUUCACCAGGCAUGUUCAGUUGGUUUCCAAUUCUGUUCCCAGUCAAGGUAAUAUUUCAGAUAGAUUAGUCAGUCUUUGUUUCU
Mercenaria mercenaria is the source of this 1668-nucleotide messenger RNA. RefSeq names its product protein arginine N-methyltransferase 5-like. Bases 1 to 1653 code for a protein of 550 amino acids. The record is from RefSeq and is a predicted model, not a curated record. Gene Ontology annotation, cellular component: cytosol; nucleus. NCBI's taxonomy places the organism in Eukaryota, Metazoa, Mollusca, Bivalvia, Venerida, Veneridae. The transcript has 14 exons. Gene Ontology annotation, biological process: peptidyl-arginine N-methylation; regulation of DNA-templated transcription.